Molecule: messenger RNA, 3226 nt
Organism: Brienomyrus brachyistius
Lineage: Eukaryota; Metazoa; Chordata; Actinopteri; Osteoglossiformes; Mormyridae
Gene: ovol1b
Product: ovo-like zinc finger 1b
Exons: 4
Coding region: 973-1752 (259 amino acids)
Biological process (GO): epidermal cell differentiation; regulation of transcription by RNA polymerase II
Cellular component (GO): nucleus
Molecular function (GO): DNA-binding transcription factor activity, RNA polymerase II-specific; RNA polymerase II cis-regulatory region sequence-specific DNA binding
Source: RefSeq, a predicted model, not a curated record
UCCUUUAUUUAUGUUUGUGGAUGUAAAACGUUUUCUUCCGAAUCAGGUCCUGUGUGUGAACAGUGUUAACCAUUUACCCAUCGCAUGAUUAUCUCUGCAACCCCGGAUGGAAACGAACAAGGAAAACUAAUAGUCCCUUUCGCGACGCCAGAAAUGUUUUGCAUAGGCCUACAUAUUUAAAUUCCAGUCUUCUAUUGCGUUGACGCACACACCCCUUUUAAAUAAACACUAUAAUUAAGACGUUGUCUUUGUAGCUUACAGGCCUAAGUAAAACGACCAUUAACAAUCAAACCGCGUUGUGAUGAGGUCAGCAGAUGAUUUCAGUUAUGGCAGAUUGAAAGCAGGUUUGAGAGCACAUUGUGAAAGUAUUUGUAGUCUUGGAGAUAGUAAACAAUACGAGUCCCUUACGUUACACCGUUAACCUUAUUUGCAAACUUGUCUGUAAUUUAAUCUGGUAUUUAACAAAGGUGGUUAUUGUUUCGCUGCACGAGAAUAAAUAGCGUGCUAGGGAAUUGCUUUUGGAACCUUAGCAAUAACUCCGUUUCGGCACUUGCGAUCUUAUUUUAAGCAUCCUCUUAAAAUAUUCAUUAGUCAAACGGUACAAACAAUCAUUGCCACAGGCUUUAGAUUAGCAGAACAGCGGACUGCGGUGAAUGGAUAACGUUGGAUUAUUUUGAACAAAUAUUUGUGCAUAUUUUAACAUUCAAGAGGUGGGCACACCUGGAUAAGUACACAUGAACGCUUUCUGAUGCCAUAAGUAGUUCGUCUUUCUGUGUUCAGUGUUCAUUUGGUUUGCUUGCUCAAACUUCUGAUGGUGGCAAACGGGUCUAUAGGUUCCUUUACUGCGCCCCAGUCAUGUGAAAAUUAUGUCAAAGUCUAGGAACUUUUCACCACAUUGUACUUGCGCUUGUGACGUCAGCUUGCAACGAUCAGACAGACGCCACAAGAGGGAGACCGUGAUGCACUCUGUUAAUGUUGAUUCUGUUUAAACCAGGUCUGCCCCAUGGCAUCGAGCAAUCUGAGGCCAGUCUGGCAGAGUCAACGUGGCACAAGAGCCACGGCAAGAACACGCAGAUACGCGAAUGCGACCCGUGCCUGCAGGCAGCCGAGUUGCCCUUGUGCAGUGCCCUCGGUCAGCGAGCUCCAGAGCACGAGGACGGCAGUGGCAGCCAAGAAGUCUUCCUCCGUACCAAGAUCAAGGUAACCACGGGCAAGCUGCCCGUCACAGAGAUGCCGUCUCCCUCCCCAGCCACCUUGGCUCCAUCUCCAGCCGGGAUGCCUGCGCUCGUCUGUCAGGUGUGUCAGAAGGGCUUCCAGCAGCAGCGCAUGCUGAAGCGGCACCUCAAAUGCCACAGCGACAUCAAGAGGCACCUGUGCAGUUAUUGCGGCAAGGGUUUCAACGACACCUUUGACCUAAAGAGGCACAUCCGCACGCACACCGGCGUGAGGCCCUACAAAUGCAGCCAAUGUGAGAAAGGCUUCACCCAACGCUGCUCGCUGGAGUCCCACAUGAAGAAGAUCCACGGGUUGGCGCAGCCGUACGCUUACAAGGAGCGCCGUAGCAAGCUGUACGUCUGCGAGGAAUGCGGCCAUACCGCCAACGCGCGGGAGGCACUGCGGCGCCAUCUGGAAACCACGCACUCUAGCGCCGCCCUACUGGCGAAACCAGCUGCCCCGGCAGUUUCUGGUAGGGAAGACGAGGAGGAGAGCGGUCUUUCUUGGCUCCCUGAUCUCCCUAAAUGGCCAUGCUAAGGUCCAGAAGGAAAGAAAGGGUUAGAUGAAGAAAAAGGGACAAUGUGGUAACAUGUGAGGCUGUUACUGAAGAAACCCAGGGAAGAGGAGUGUUUGGCGAUGUGCCGAGAAAUGCCUGUGACGAUGUGAACUCGAUGCGAGACUCGUUAGGCUGGAAACGGAAAGGACUGUAGAUAUGCUAAGAAAGAUCUGGAAGCUCAGAAAUGUCUGCAAGUCGUAAAAUCCCUCAAAGUGCCCUCCAUACUCUAUUACAGUUUGGUUCUGCUGAGUUGUUAUUGCAGCACAAAUGCAGCUUCCCGUGGGAGCACGGGGCCUGCUCUGCUCUGCCUGCACUGGUGCAUCCUGUUAACUGGCCCCUGACCAAUAUUUGGUCACCAUAUGAACACCUAUAUGAUUCCGUUACCCUGUAGUCUGGAUCUGUCUGAAGCGAGGGAUGAGAUGCAGCAGAAAUGUUAGACCAGCAUAUCACUUGCUAAGGACAAGGAGGGAAUCGCUGGACGGCUGAAAUCCAAGGUCACGUGUCUCAAAACAAGCACGUGUCCCAACUGAUUAAUAAAACCCAUUAACGGCGACGGCAAGGAUUCUGGCUAUUUUAAUGUUCAUUAAUAAAGUCUUGAACUGGAUUAAGCUGCGAUCAGACAGAGUGUCACACUCUUCGGGAAGCCUGUAUUGUGCAUUGUGUUCAAUUCCCGUUAUUUCCUCGGCUUUCGUAAUUGACCCGUUCUGUAAAAAUAUAUAUAUAUCCUGCUCUAUAAAGAGUCAAACUGUGAGCAAAGUCGAGCUGCUUUGAAUGAAUUGAGUUUUUACUCUGAAGUGACAACCACCAUCCGUGAGUUUCGGGGGGUUCAUGCAGCUUCUGGGUGUGUGUAACUGAAAUGGCUUUUUCAAUCUUGCUGAUUGCAUUAAAUAUACCAGGGGCCGAGAAAUUCAUUUUGAUUAUGCUGGUGUAACUGUUUUGAGCCUUUUUUUUAAUCUUUGAAGGAAACAUGGCAAUUAAGCUCCGUUAGCUUUUGAAUAUACCUCAGUCCGUUACUGCAUCGCUCCUGCUGUUUCGCUGAUAGCCUUAACCUAAAAUGACUUUGUGUGUACUUUAGACAAAUACUGUAUACAUGUUUUUUUCCGUAUCUCAAUGUUUAGUACUAUACGAUUAUUUUUUUUUUAGAUGAAUAUAACUUCUUUCGUAAAAGGCGUUAUGGCCUCGAUAUCUUAUUUUCUAUUUUAACCCAACGGGAGGUUUUUGAUGCAACACUAAGUGGAAAUAGGCGACAUUUUCUUUAAAUAUCUGACGAUUUGUUAAUAUUCAGUCUCGGUACCUCGCGCGGUUUGUCUUUUUCGGGUUCAUCCCAGCACUUUCUCCGCAUGUAAGACGUCGAUGUUGUAUAAAACUUUUUAUUAUCGUAAUAUUUGUGAUUUCAACAUACUGAAAAUACGGCGAUCAAUUCCGUUUCUACGGAAAAUAAAUUUAGGAUACUAA